UGUUUGUACCGAGGUUCCGCCACAGCGUGUGCGCUGGAUUCAGCAGCCGCGCUCAGGUUGUCAGUCCCCGGGGGGGCGGUGCAAAGUCAGACCCGCUCUGCAGCAUCAGCAGCACCUGUGCGUGGACCCGGCAGCACCCGUGCGUGGACGCCGUGACCGCUCGGAUGGUUUCCCACAGCUCGCAGUGAGGACGGGAGGCUGCAUAGAAGAUUUACUGGCUUGUCGCCGCCCCGUCUGGUAAACUUGUGUCCGGGAUGGGGAAGGAGCAGGAGCUGCUGGAAGCCGCCCGGACGGGGAAUGUCGCCCUGGUGGAGAAAUUAUUGACCGGGAAAAAGGGGAUACUCGGCUCUGGAUCAGGCUCCAUCCCCCUACCGAACCUUCUUAGCAUGUGGAAGGGCCUGAACGUGAACUGCACCGACAGCUCAGGAUACACACCUUUACACCACGCUUCCCUCAAUGGACACAGGGAGGUGGUUCUGAAGCUGCUCCAGUAUGAAGCCUCCACGAACUUAGCUGACAGUAAAGGUUGCUUCCCGCUACACCUGGCCGCCUGGCGUGGAGACGUGGACAUCGUCCGCAUCCUCAUCCACCACGGCCCUGCACACUGCCGCGUCAACCAGCAGAACCACGAACGGGAAACAGCGCUCCACUGCGCUGCCCAGUAUGGACACUCUGAUGUGGUAUCAGUGCUGCUGCAGGAGCUGACCGAUCCCACCAUGAGAAACAGCCGGCAGGAGACGCCUCUGGACCUGGCGGCACUGUACGGACGUCUGCAGGUGGUGCGCAUGCUGGUACGCACUCACCCCAACCUAAUGACCAGCUACACUUGCCGACACACUCCGCUUCACCUGGCUGCACGAAACGGACACUACAGCACCGUGCAAACGCUGCUCGAGGCCGGCAUGGAUGUCAACUGUCAACUGAGUAAUGGCAGUGCCCUCCACGAAGCAGCACUCUUUGGGAAGAUGGAUUGUUGUUCGCCUUCUGCUCGCUCAGGGAUUGACAGCAAUCUCAGAGACACGCAGGGAAGAACGGCUCUAGAGAUCCUGAGAGAACAUCCUGCGCCGAAAUCCCAGCAGAUCACUGCUCUCAUCCAGGAGUAUAUGAUGGAUGAGGUGGAGAAGCGGGGUUUCAAGGAGGAUCCUGUUCGUAAAUAUCCCAUUCCUGCACCACGAGCUUCCGUCCCCUCGCCCUCCGCCUCCCCCUCCCUCCAUCAUAAGAAUGAUGCUAUGACCAGCGAGCUGUCUAAACUCCUCCAUGAGAUUAAGAAGUGCCGGGACAGAGACUAUUCUUUUGAGGAGCUCUGCCAGACUAUCUCCUCCCACUCUAUGGACAGCUUUGGCAGCGGACGGCUCUCCGAUGAAGAUCGCCCUAACGGCACCCUGACCCGAGUCCACAAGCGACUGAUGCCGCCGUUUGCUCCGGCACUGGAAGAGGAUGAUGUGGAAAAGAGCUGUGGCCCCAGUGGGUUUUGGGAGGCCUUCACACCCUGUAACGGCUGCCACAAUCUGGGAUUCUCCAGUCCUUCACAGGACUCGAAGCGCUCAGCAGAUAUCAACACGUCUCCUUCUCUGGAUGUUUUCCUGCCCGAGGACGAGGAGAACCCGUAUGAGUCUGUGACCACUGCUGUCACGAGCAAACCCUGCUCACUCGACAUCAGCCACCGGCUCACCGUUUGUCCUCGUAAUGGUCAUUUGUGCCACAUAACAGUCAGCGAUGGGGAGCACGGUAGCCAUGACAACUGCUCCAGCGGACCCACUCCAGAUUGCUCACCUCCCUCCCCUGACACAGCCCUGAAGAACAUCGAGAGAGUCAUCCGCCCACAGCCAAAGCAGCGUACGUCUCUGUCCUCGUCCCUGGAUGUCCAGAAGCCGGUGAACCACAGCUGUGAGCCCAGUGAGGUGAGCUCGUCGCUGGGCUACGCCAGCUUCAGCACCAGCCCCCCGGCCAGCCCACCCAUCAGCCCCAACCAGGAGGACUCUGCUGGAUCCAACUACGACUGUCAGCUCACAGACGACGGGCCAUACCAGCGAGACCCACCUCUUCCUCCUCCUCCCUCCUGUUCCAGUGCUCUACAGGAGGAGCACAGGAAGAGCCACAUCCCUGAGGAGUUUGCGGGCCUCCUCCAUGGAUCUUCUCCAGCCUGCGAAACCCCUGAUACACCUUAUCAACUUUACAGCCCCAAACCCCAUAAAUACGCCUCGUCAGAAAUCCGUAGCAACCUACUGCAGCCCCCCGAUUUCAGCGUUGUGAUCAGUGGGGGGUCUGCUCAGGUCUUCCCCAGGACAGGAAGCGAAUCCUCACCAAAGAGGACUGACAGCAACCCCCAAAAACCGCAGGUAGUGUACCGGACUGUCUUCCACACAAGAGUCAACCAGGACCAGGGUCCAACACGGAACUGUGAUCAGGUUGAUCCCAGUUGCACCUGGUCUACGUUGGUCCACCCGCCCACCUGCUCGACCUCGCCCUCUUCCGCCCAGAACAGGGAGGUUCCAGAGUUACGGGGAGGUGUGACCAAGGAAAGCUCACCAGGAAGUGGUUACGAAGAAAGGGCCUGCACCUUGGGGAGGAUGAGGUCUAUGCCCCGCAGCGUGAUGGACCUGCAGCUAUCCAAGUCACUCUCCAAGUCUGACUCCAAUCUGGUCACUGCAUCUCCCAUACAGGAGGAGCACAGUUGGGGCUCUGGAUCACGGGGUCAAGGGCCCGGCAGUUCCAGCCCAGAAGACAGCGCCAGCCUGGGAGGACGGCUGGAGAGGACGCCGUCAUUCACUGCCGAGUGGGAAGAAAUCGACAAAAUUAUGAGCUCCAUCGGUGCAGGGAUAGGCAGCGGAUUGGACAUCAAGGAUGACAAUUCAGGUCCCCGGUGCCCGCUGCAGUCCAUCGGCCAGUGGCUCGACUCCAUCGGCUUGGUCCAGUACGAGAACCACCUGCUGGCGAACGGCUUUGACAACGUCCAGUUUAUGGGCAGCAACGUGGUGGAGGACCAGGACCUGCUGGAGAUUGGCAUCCUCAACUCAGCCCACAGACAGCGCCUCCUACAGGCCAUACGCCUGCUACCCAGGGUACGGCCUGUCGGUUACGAUGGCAACAACCCGACAUCGGUGGCGGAGUGGCUGGAGUCCUUAGAGCUCGGCGACUACACCAAGUCCUUCCUCAUCAACGGUUACACCUCUAUGGAGCUGGUGAAGAAGAUCUGGGAAAUCGAGCUUAUCAAUGUAUUGAAGAUCAGCCUCAUUGGACACAGAAAACGCAUUUUGGCAUCAUUGGGGGACCGGCUACACGACGACACUCCACAUAAACCUCCGCGGGCCAUCUCCCUAAGGGAGCCCGGCGGGAACCACACUCCUCCCCAGCUCAGUCCGUCGGUGGGCCAGGCGGCAUACACUGCGGGGGUUCCGGGCGGAUCGCUGGACGUUCAGCACCUCAUCAUGCAGGCGGACGCCCGGCGCAGGCAGCGCAGCAAUGACAACUACUUCGAGGACGUGCCGCGAUCCAAGCUAGAGCGACAGAUGGCCCAAGUCAGCAUGCAAGGCGAGUGGUGCGAGCCAAUCACGUUACGUCCUCCCAACGAGGCCACAUCGUCCACUCCGGUCCAGUACUGGCAGCAUCACCCCGAGAAGCUCAUCUUCCAGUCCUGUGACUACGAAGCCUACUACCUGGGCUCCAUGUUGGUGAAGGAGCUGAGAGGGACGGAGUCCACGCAGGACGCCUGUGCCAAGAUGAGGAAGUCGACGGAACAGAUGAAGAAAGUGCCGACCAUCAUACUGUCCGUGUCCUACAAAGGGGUCAAGUUCAUCGAUGCCACAAAUAAGAACAUCAUAGCCGAGCAUGAGAUUCGGAACAUCUCGUGUGCCGCUCAGGAUCCAGAGGAUCUGUCUACAUUUGCCUACAUCACCAAAGACCUCAAGUCCAGCCACCACUACUGCCACGUGUUCACCGCGUUCGAUGUGAACUUGGCGUAUGAGAUCAUCCUGACGCUGGGCCAGGCCUUCGAGGUGGCCUACCAGCUGGCUUUGCAGGCCAGGAAGAGCGGCCAUGGAUCCUCCACGCUACCCGAGAGCUUCGACAGCAAGCCGAGCAAACCGGUCCCUAAACCCCGAGUCAACAUCCGAAAAACUAUGGAGCAGCCAUCUAUGGACCAGAAGGGUCACGCCAACGUGCCGUGGAUUGUGGAGCCGGGUCAGGAGGCCAAGAGAGGAGUCAACACCAAGUACGAGACCACUAUUUUCUAACAUACACCUGCCUUGUCCACUCCUGUGUGUGUGUGCCUUUCAGAGGUUGGCCUUUACUGGGCCCCGCCCCGGAGUUGGGCACAAGCACCGCACGCCGCCGUGUCACCGCACCGGCCGAACAGUAAAAACAUCCCGCCCAGCCCCCAUUAGCUGAGCCUGACCACUGCAUGACGACAUUUGGCGCUGCGCUGUCUUUUUUUUUCCCUCCUUGUCUCUCUCGUUUCGUUGGCUGUCCCUCCCCCUUUCUGGCCCUAGCCAGUCCCUCCUGCCUGCAGGGCUGGCGCAUGACUUUUGACCCCAGGGCUGUGGUGCCACCUGUUGGCGGAAUGGUCAGCUGUGUUUUCCGAUGUCUGUCUGUCAGUCAGCCGGUCGGUUGUUCUGCUUCUUUCUUUGCAGUCAGUGGGUGCGACCGCUCGGCUCUGUCCCUCACUUUUUUUCCUUCAACCCCUUUUGUCCAACUGGUCCUGACAACUUGAACGAGAUGUGAAACCAGUUCGCUGCUCGGAGCACUGACGAGGGCUGACCUUUUUUCUUUUUUUAAAAUAAAAAAUCAUAUAGGAGAGGUGAUGUAGCACCGUCUUACAGCGACUCAAACUGCUUCAUCCAGCAGCCUAAACUAGAAUGUAUUAACAUUUUUUUAAAACUUUUUUUAACAUUACCGUGAAUUUUUUGGUAAAUAUUUGAAAUACGAA
Molecule: messenger RNA, 4924 nt
Organism: Thalassophryne amazonica
Lineage: Eukaryota; Metazoa; Chordata; Actinopteri; Batrachoidiformes; Batrachoididae
Gene: anks1b
Product: ankyrin repeat and sterile alpha motif domain containing 1B
Exons: 28
Coding region: 255-4232 (1325 amino acids)
Cellular component (GO): cytosol
Molecular function (GO): protein binding
Source: RefSeq, a predicted model, not a curated record